CGGAAACACAAUUGUCCAUCCAGCAAAAGUUUCAGCUUGAAUCAAGGUCAUUUGCCGCAUGCUUGUAGUGUAAGCAACCAUCUAUCUUCGGCAUCGAGUCGCAUCAGCAGUGCUGUCGCCAGAAAAGCGCCGUAUCAACGCAUUGGCAGACCAAAUCCAGACGGGGCGAUCCGCGUGCAGCAACUGAACACAACAAGACAAACUAAAACAGCAACAGCAACAUAAUCUAGAACAACAACAAAACAACACAAUGGUCAUCGCCGAGGUACCGCUGUGGGUGGUCCACUCCAACUCGAACGCUCCCAAGGGAGACGGGAAGGCCCCGGCGUCUUCCGCGGGUGCCUCGUCGCCUUCUGCUUCCGCGAAGGACAGGGCAACCGAGGCGAGGGCCUCGGAGUCCCUCCGCCUCUUGUCGUCUCUGGGGGGGUCGUCCUCGUCGCUGUCCCCCGCCGGGCUCCAGCGCGCCGGGAUCUACGGGAUCGACGUCCACGGGAGCAAGUUUGCCACGGGCGGGGGAGACGGAACGGUCCGCAUCUGGAGCGUCGGGGCCCUCUUUCCCACCGUUUCGGGCGAGGGCUCGUCGUCGACGUCCUCGUCGAUCAAGGGGAGCCGGUACCGAAAGGGCACCGGCGGUGGCCUUGCCCAAACCCCGGGUGCGGCAAACGGAGGCGACGACGCCGGAUCCUCCUCGGACGACCCCGCCGCCAUGGACGGAACGCUGCAAACCAUUGCAACGGCGUCCGGCAACCAUUGCUACGAGAGCAGCGGGGAAUCCUCACAGGACGACAGCCUGGUGGGGGAUCCGGAAUCCACAGCGACCGGCGCAAGCAACGGGAACCGCAUCGGCAACCACCACCAGCACCCGGUGAGGGACCUGUCGAGCGUGGUGCGGAAAAAGGGCGAGGCGGCGGCCCCCGUGUCUCCCUCGGCCUCGGGCGAUCUCCCCGAUCCGUCGACACCGCCGUCUGCCGGUCCGAACGCGGGCGAAACCCCGGCCCCCGAGGGUCCGGGUGGCCGGCAAAAGCACCACCGGCUCCUCUGCACGCUGUCGGCCCACACGGGCUCGUCCGUUCUGGCGGUCCGGUUUUCCAACAACGGCAGGUACCUGGCCAGCGCGGGGGACGACGCGGUGGUCUGCAUCUACGCCAGGCAGGCUCGGAACAGCAUCGGCGCCAUGGUGGCCUCGGGGAACCUGGUGGAACGGAGCGAGGACGGCCCGGUCCUCGAGCACUGGACCCGGAUCAAGCUCUGCCGGGGGCACGGGCUGGACGUCGUCGGCCUGGCCUGGGCCCCGGACGAUUCCCACCUGGUGAGCUGCUCGCUGGAUUCCAACACGCCGAUCGUGGUCUGGAAGCUCACGGACCUGGCCGAGCAGGGGGGCGAGGCCCAGCACAACGGAAGCAGCAACGGCGGCGGCGGCGGCUACUACCAGCACAACUACAACAACGUUCUGUGCAACCCCUACAAGGUUCUGGGGAGGGGCAUCCACACCUCCACCGUCAAGGGGGUUACCUUUGAUCCGGCCGGGACCUAUCUGGCCAGCAGCGGAGACGAUCCGAGCGUCUGCAUCUGGAGGGCCCACGACGACUGGGGCCUGGAGCGGCGGAUCGACGCGGCGUCGGGGAUCUUUCGCAAGUGGAGCACCGCCGGCGGAAGCGGCCACGCCGGAGCAACGGCGGGCCUUGCCACGACGUCCUCGCUCUCGGCGCAGUCCCUCUUUCGGCGCCUCUCGUGGUCCACCGACGGGGCCUACAUCUGCGCCACCAACGCGGUGGUCCGCAACAAAAACGUGGCGUCGACGAUAUCCCGGGAGGGCUGGGCCGUCAGCGGUUCCAAAACGGCGGCCUCCGGGGCCGUCAACCUGGUGGGCCACAAGCAGCCGGUGGUGGCCUCUAGGCACUGCCCGUACCUGCUCAAGAACGCGAGCCAAGGGGGGAACGGCAGCGACGACGACGACGACGAUCCCGAGCCGGACUACUCGACCCUGCUGGCCCUCGGCGACAAGCGGGGAUUCGUGACGGUCUGGAGCACGCGGAAAUCCCGUCCCGUCUUCAAGAUCCAGUGCUCGGAAUCGCGCUGCACGGUGACGGACCUCGCCUGGGGGAGGUGUGGGAACGCGGGCGACCGGGCCGUCGAUGCAAACAAAACCAGUAACAACAACAGCAACACCAAAAACAACGAUCUGAUGCUGCUGGUUUCCCUCCUGGACGGGCAGGUGGUGGCCCUGAGAUUCGGCAUUCCCGACGAGCUCGGCAGCUUGCUCUCCCCAAGGGAACAGGGCAGGGUCUUCCAGCUGCGUUACGGAAUAGAUCCCAGCGAUCUGACCAGCUCGAGGCGGCUCUUUGUCGGGGACAACUCGGGGGGCCCAAAACUCAUCGAAAACGCGCUCCAGUUUGCCCUCGAGAACCACCAGCAGCACCAACAACAAAUCCGUGUGUCGACCGAAGAGGAGGGCGGGGAAGCCAACUCCGCCGCGGCUGCCGCAGCAGCCGCUGCCGCUGCCAAGGAAAGGAGUCUGACCUCGGAAGAAAUCCAAAAGCGCCAGCUGGAGAGCCGAUCCAGGGGUGGGAAAAAGCGGAUCCAACCCCUGCUCAUGAUGCAGACCAGCCCGCUCCAGCCACCUACCAAGAAACAAAAAACCACAAACGGGGAACAAGACAAAGAGAAGGCCGGGGCCGCCGAUACGCUCGAGUCGGCGCUGGAACUGGCGGAAAAGGCUGCAUCGGGGGCGGAGGCGGUAACAGCGGCCCAAAAAACCGCGAGCAAGACCACCGCAAUCACCGGGAACGACCACCACCAUCAGCAGCAGCAACAACAGCAACAACAACAACUCCAGCACCACCAUCGCGAUCCUUCUGCAGCUCAUCACCACUCACAAAACAUCCAGCUUCUCGCGGGCGCUUCCCAGUCGACUCCGCAGAUCCCCCACAACACCGAUCGAAUCCACUCGGUAGAUCUACCCCUCCUGAAACCCAAUCCUCUGCGAGUCGGCGGGGAAACCGCAGGCAACGUACGCUACGUCGCGGAUUGCACAAAUUCCAUACGGGUUCCAGCGGGGUCGUCGGGGGGUGCCCUGCCUUGUUCAGUCCUGUCCAUCAGCAAGGGUGGACAGAGCCUGUGGAAGGACCAGCUCCCCGGAAGCACCUGCUGCGCCAUUGCGGCUUCCAAGUCGUGGCUGGUGGUGGGCACGUCGGACGGAUGCCUACAAAUCUACGGGACGUCCCCUACCCUCGGAUGGCAAAGCGCCAGUGCCUUUCGCUCUCAUCCCCCCUUUGUUCUGGGCCGGCCGAUCGUAGCACUUCACCUGCGAGAGGGUGGGGCACAAACGGAGCUGCUGGUGGUUUCCUCGGACGGCCGAUUCGGUGUCUACGUGCUGGAGCCCCGAUUGAAAUUGUUGUACAAGGGGAGCCUCUUGCCGGCCAUGACGCACGUGCUGCUUUCUGCCGACCUCCAAACCGAUCUGUACCUGCCGAAACUAGCCCGGAUUCAACUGACGGAGACCAAUCGGUUGCUUUUGUUGCUUUCCCUUCGUUCCGCGAGCACACCGGGAAGGAAUUCUGGCCCUGAUGAGGGGCGGGCGGGGAGAGGAACGAACCAGGCGCCUUCCGUUGGUGCCGGUGGAUCCCUACAGGGGUUUGUGUACGAUUUGGAGUCGGAACUGUGGAUGCGGGUGGCCGAUAGCCGGUUCGUGCUGUCGGACUUUUACAACUCCCUUCCGUCGUUUUCCUCCUUGAAAAAACAAUCGACCACGGACGGACCCCUCUCAAAGCUCGACGACUAUGUCCGCAUGGGUGCGGGCUCUUCGUCCCUCCAGCGUUCCCGGAGAGCCCGAUCCAUACUGGGAAAUUCGGUUUCCUUCCAAACUAGCACCGUCACCACAACCUCACGACAGAACGACGACGAAGCCAACAACGAUGUUGACAGCCGUUCCCACUGUGAAGAUCGCAUGGCUUGUGCUCUCGCGCUGGGGUCGGUGUCCGAAUUCGAGUUCUGGUUUUCCAUGUACGUCAAGAUACUGGCCCUGACGGGAAACGAAGUUUUGCUGCGACUUGUAAUAGACAUGCUCAUGGGAAAAUACCCAUCGGGCGCUUCGAACGGGGAAGCUGCUUGCAACUCUACCUGCUGGUGGCUAUCAGAAUCCCCUAUGGUGCUGACGUUUGACCGCGUCAAGUUGGUCUCCACCGUCGUCAUUCCAGAGAUGAGCAAAAACCGGGCUUUGCAGCGACUCACCAACGAGAUCGCCGUGGAGGUUGAACUUCUGCACAAAAAGUAAUCAAUACCGAGAACGGCAAGCGUUGAGUAUUGCCAAUAGAGAUUCUGUACAAUACCAGAAAAAUAAUAGAGCUAGCUCCAAUCGUAAUAGGGGAUGCGUAUGAAAUACAGUAAUAUUUUAACA
This is a messenger RNA of Pseudo-nitzschia multistriata, 4396 nucleotides long. Lineage: Eukaryota; Bacillariophyta; Bacillariophyceae; Bacillariales; Bacillariaceae. The record is from the annotation of a GenBank genome assembly.